UUUCCAGCCAUUUACAUAAACCAAUUACACUCAAGUUCUUCGUUCCACCCAAUUUUCUCUCUAACUUAUUCCUCUCUCUAAUGGAGUCGCAACAAUCGAAAAUCAAAACACCACUCGAAAUCGAACCCGACCACCAUGACAUCGCCGUUUUAAACUCUGAAUCGCCGUCUCAGCCGCUGCCGGAAACCGAGCCGAAUCAGGAAUCUCCUCCUCGAGCCUCCAGCAACGAGCCAAUGAAGAAAAUCGUGACUCCGGAUCGUCUCAGACUCCCUGUAGCUUUCAAGCACCCGGAGAGAUACCGAAGUCCAACAGAUGCAAUGGUGUCUCCGGUUACUAAAGGUCUUCUCGCAAGAAGCAGAAAGGCUUCCGGUUCUCUUAUUCCACCAAGCUUUAACUUGACCAAGAUUCAAGAUCUACGCAAACCGGAAUCCGGUCUAUCAUCUGUUGGUUGCUGAAGACUUUGUGGAUUUGGGGGCUUGAACAGAAUAAAGUUUUGCAUGUUCUGUAUUUUCACUUCCUUGGACGUCCAUCAAUGUAUUUCUUAAUUUUCUUAUGCUCGUGUAGUGUUGAUUAAGAGAAAUUGAUAAUGUCUUGGAUUUCUAGUGAAAACAAAACUAAGCUGUUGAAUAAAGUUGAUAACAAAAUGUUGGUUUUCUCUCAAACAAACAGUCUGAUUAAACCAAAAUUUAUU
This is a messenger RNA of Thlaspi arvense, 691 nucleotides long. NCBI's taxonomy places the organism in Eukaryota, Viridiplantae, Streptophyta, Magnoliopsida, Brassicales, Brassicaceae. The record is from the annotation of a GenBank genome assembly.